AAAAUGUCUUCUGAAGAAUCGACAAAGACAUUUACCAGAGAAGAAGUUGCUAAGCACAACAAUGGUCAGGCGCUAUGGUUGAUAAUACAUAACAAGGUGUAUGACGUGUCGAAAUUUAUGGAGGAACAUCCAGGUGGAGAGGAAGUAUUGCUAGAAAUGGCUGGCAAAGAAGCUACAGAAGCUUUCGAAGACGUAGGCCACUCUACCGACGCUCGAAGCAUGAUGCAGAAUUAUUAUAUUGGAGAUAUUGUCCAGUCAGAAGUGAAUGAGAUGGACUACAAGGUUCACUUUUUCCCACCAAAUGCUCAAGAAACGAAUAAAGGAGGAUCGAAUUUUAGCACAAUUGUUAUCGUGUUAAUAGUUGCUGUGGUAGCUUAUACACUUCUAUCCAGAUCAUCAUGAUCCGUUGAGUUACAAUGUAUUAUUAAAACCGCAACUUUAGAUUUUAGGUAUCAUUGCUCGAUAGCGAUGGAUCGGUGGUGUGCUUUUAAUGAUAAACUAAUACAACUUACUGUAUUGUACUAGGACAAAGUUUGACUUGACGUUUUUUUCUACAAAUGUAGAGUUCAUUUAUACAACUAAAAGUAUAGGUAAUUGAAAUUAUUAUACGUAUCCUAUCGAGAAUUUCUUCGAAUUUCCGAUUAAUAUAAUACGACACUAAUAAUAAAAACAAUUAUUUAAUUUUAGAUGACUUCCGUGCAAUAUUAUAUAAUACUUUGCUCCUAACCAAUCGCAUAUAUCUAGCUAUUUAAUGAUCAAUUCCAAGAUUAGGCCUUUCGCAUUAUG
Messenger RNA from Trichoplax adhaerens, 786 nucleotides. RefSeq lists its product as hypothetical. The coding region runs from base 4 to 402 and encodes 132 amino acids. The record is from RefSeq and is a predicted model, not a curated record. Gene Ontology annotation, molecular function: heme binding. Gene Ontology annotation, cellular component: intracellular membrane-bounded organelle; membrane. Lineage: Eukaryota; Metazoa; Placozoa; Uniplacotomia; Trichoplacea; Trichoplacidae. The transcript has a single exon.